Messenger RNA from Microthlaspi erraticum, 1029 nucleotides. NCBI's taxonomy places the organism in Eukaryota, Viridiplantae, Streptophyta, Magnoliopsida, Brassicales, Brassicaceae. The record is from the annotation of a GenBank genome assembly.
AUGACGAGAAGGAAAUCUCCGGUCGUCUUGCCUCAACCCGCUACACCGGUUCUUCGUCGAUCGGCGAGGCUUAUCUCUCUGCAAAACCGAGAUGGUCAAGUGAGAUCUGGGAAAGAUCUGGCCUUUCGCUCGGAACCACCACCGAGGAGAAGCGGCCGGAAACUCGUCGCAGAAGUAUCCGGGAGAUUAGCGUUCGAAGAUUCGAGCUCGAAGAAAUCCCCUGGAUCCAACAGUUCGAUUGAUGGGUUUCCUACGCCGAGGCGAUCUCUUAGGAUUUCGAAAAUGGGAUUUUCCGAUGCCGGCAAAGAGGAGCCUUCUCGGUGUGAUUCUGCGAAACCUGCAGUUACCCCAUCGUCUCGCGUGAAAUCGACCAAUGCCUCGUCUUCUUUUACUCUGAGACGAUCUCCUAGGUUCUCGAGUGGAGGAGGAUCUCUGAGACGGUCUCCUAGAUUCUCGAGUGGAGGAGGAUCAGGUAACUGUGUUUUGAGUAGAUGUAGUACGAAUUCAAUUUCAUCUGAGAAAGGAAACGGUGGAGAUAGUGUGAGAUCUAGGGACAGAAGUAGAAGUAGAAGUAGAAGUAGAAGUCGUCCUCGUCCAAAGACUAAGCAGAUGUUUAGAGAUAGUGAUGAUAAUGAAGAAGAAGAAGUUAACUGUGUUUUGAGUAAGAGUUGUACGAAAUCAGUCUCAUCUGAGAAAGGAAAUGAAGGAGAUGGUGUGAGAUCUAGGGACAGAAGUAGAAGUAGAAGUCGUCCUCCUCCGAAGACUAAGCAGAUGUUUAAAGAUAUUGAUGAAGAAGAAGAAAAAGAAGAAGUUACUGAGAAGAAAAGGAUGAGACUUGCAAAGGAAAACGAGGAAGAAAAUGCUGUGCCAAAAGCUGAUGAAGGGAAGAGAAUAGAAAUGGAAGUAGUAGAAGAAGAAGGAGGAUUGAAGACAAAGAACAAGCUUGAGAAAGGAUGGACAGAGGAGCUGGAGCCUCCUAAUCAGAAGUUUCUGAGAUCCUCAAAAUCUGUUUCCUUAACUAAGAUCUAG